AUUUCCCUUGGGGUGGAGCCAGCUGGAAAGAAGCGGCGGGGAGCCACCAUAUAAGGGGCGGGGAGCAAAGGCCGCGCCAAGGCGAGCCCGCCAACGAAACCGCAGCGAGCCGAGGUAAAGGGCAGGCAGGGGCGGAGCGCGGCGCCGGCCGAGUCGGCUCCGGCUGCGGAAGAGGCGCGCGAGGCUCGGCGGGGUCCGCCAGCCCGCGUGCGCCUUUACGCGCGGUGGCGAAGCGUUUCUGGCUUUGCCGGGAAUAGAAAGCCGGGUGCGCGCGUAGAUGCGCCUUUCGAGGGAACGCGUGGUGAUGAUUCGUGUCUCAGGUAGGGUCAUCUGCGCUGUUUUCCUAGCGGGGAUGACCGUUUCCUGAGGGUUCGCGUGGUCGCGCCGGCUGCAUGUGGGUGCGUGUCUGGUGCGGGGUAUGUGUGCAGAUAGAGGCAUUGACAUGAUGCUGGGGCGGACUUUGGUAAUACGGCGCCCCGAGCGAGGGCAAAGUUCGGCGCCGCCCCUGAAUAUUUAUUAUUUCCACAGUUGCUUUUUAAUGGCUCUUCUCAGUAGAUACCCUUAUAAACAUAGUUGGUCAUCAUCAUCACCACCACCACCACCAGGUCUUCUCUGCGGUGGCGCCCUCCCUUCAGAUGUCAAGCUGAUAAAGACCGACACAACCUUUAGAAGACAUCUGAAGGCAGCCCUGUAUCAGGAGGUUUUUAAUGUUUGACGUUUUGUUAUGUUUUUAGAUGUGCUGGAAGCCACCCAGAGUGGCUGGGGGAACCCAGCCAGAUGAGCAGGGCAUAAAUAAUAAAAUUGUUAUUAUUAUUAUUAUUGGCCUCUUCCGCACGGUGCCUGUGCUGAUGUGCCUUCCGAGGGAACGUAGGGGUCGUCAGUGCUGUUUUCCUGGCAGAGACGAUGAUUUCCUGUGUGUUCAUGUGCGACUGGUGCAUGUGUGUCUGUGUCUGGUGGGAGGUAUGAGAGAUGCAUGUGUCUGUGCUGGUGUACAUGUGAUGCUGUCAUGAGGACAUGUUUUUGUCAGGUGUGUGUGUGUACAGAUGAGGCUGUCGUUAAAUGUUCAUCAGGUGUACAAAAGAGACUGUUCUUUGUUGAGCACAAUUCUUCUGCUAUAUUAUAGGGUUUAUUUAAAGUGCUAUAAUACUGCAAAUUCACAUGCAUUCUAAAGCACAUUCAACACAUGGUUCCCCCUAAAGAAUUCUAGGAACUGUAGUUGAGGGUGCUGGCAUUGUAGCUCUGUAAUGGGAGGUUACAGUUUCCAGGAUCCUUUGAGAGAAGUGCUUCAAAUUUGUGUUCAAUGCGUUCUGUGGAUCUGCCCAAAGUGGCUGAUUCGACCACUUCAUCAAGUCUCUUUUUCAAAAGAAUCCUGUCUUACAGAUAUAAAUGCCUUUCUGUGUAAGCUACCCACCCAAAUUAAUCAUGUAACUUUAUAUAUUUAAAUUGGGAAGUAUAUAAGCUGGGAAGAAAAGCAGUGUGUGUGUUGCAUAGCAGUGUUAGAAAUUCCCUAGGCACAUUUUGCAACCAUGUGGAGAUGUCUUGAUGCCAGAUUGGCGACUGACAUCACCGUCUGGUUGGGCCCUCCAGCAGAUAAGGAGAAGAGCUUAUUUAUUGCAUUCAUAUCUCAACUUUUUCUCCAAAGAGUACAUGGUUCACCCCUACCACUCCGCAGUUAAUCCUUACAAUGACCCACAGUGAGCUUCACCACUGAGUGCAGAUUUGAACCCUGAUCUCCCAUGUCCUGGUCUGACACUCUAACCACUACACCACACUGGCUUCCUAGAGCACUUCUGCUGUGGGGCAGCUCUAUAAAUUAAGUAUGGGGAAAGCAAAAUGUCACUUAGAGAAAGGAUCUGAAAUAUUUUCCUUGAAGCUUGCAUUUGUUUUCUUCUGGAUUGUUUUAUUUGAUGUGUCAAUGUGUUGUAAACUGCUUUGAGAUUUUUUUCUUUAAAAUAUAAAGUGGUAUAUUAAUAAUAAUAAUAAUAAUAAUAAUAAUAAUAAUCCACUGCAAAAGGUGCCUUGGUAUUCCAUUGCAGCGACUAUGUUCUUUUUGCUCAAAAGGAGUGAGCUUUUCUUCAUUCUCUUAAGCCAGCCUUCCGCAUUAUGCAACCCUGCUCUGGUUUUAUAUCUCUUACUAACCCUGUGCUGGCUGGGGAUGUUGGGAGUCGUAACCCAAAACAUCUGGAGGGUAUCUGAGAUGACUUCAGUUGGGCUACUGUAAUUAAUUCUUUUGGUCCUAGCAGACAUGUCUGGGAUUCACACACAGUUUAUUUAAGUAAUAAACUUUUAUUGGGUAAAGAUUUAUUCUUAAUUGAAAAGAUUUGUGUGGCUGGAUGCUUCCCAGAUCCUUGCGCUCUUAGGAUAUGAGGUCUGUGUCUUGUUUCACAUAAGCAUAACACACACUUUUCAUCUUAUUUCUUGCUUGGCUUAGCAUGUGUUUGGAGAAGGGCUGUGGCUGAGGGUCAGAGCAUGCCAGAUCCUUGGGAUCUCUAGGUAGGACAUGGGAAGACUGCCUGGCAAAGAGCCUGGAGAGUCACUGCCAGUCCGUGUAGACAUUAUUGAGGGUGUUGAACUGCUCUUACUGUCAGAAUGUUCUUCCUGAAGUUUAAUUGGAACCCCAUUUCUUGUCAUUUGAAGCCAUUGGUUUGGGUCCCUGACAGAUAGAUGGCUGGUUCCUAUUUAACAUUGUGUACGAGUCGUAUGUCAGCUCCAGUCUCUUUGUGCAUCCUCUACUUAAUGCACCUGUCUUCAAAGAAACCUAAUUCUAAGAUAAGACAUUUGGCUAUGAUCCAAGGCUAGGUGGUGUAAUCCUUAGGUAUCAAGAAGCUACACGCUUCUUGGGGCAGGGGGAUGUAGACUAGGGAGUUCAGAGGGAAAUGAAUUGAACUGGCUGUGGACAGAUUCACACCAUAGAUGGUUUGGAUUGCGUGGAACUGCCGUAUUUUUCGCCCUAUAGGACGCACUUUUUCCCCUCCAAAAAUGAAGGGGAAAUGUGUGUGCGUCCUAUGGGGCGAAUGCAGGCUUUCGCUGAAGCCUGGAGAGCGAGAGGGGUCGGUGCGCACCAACCCCUCUCGCUCUCCAGGCUUCAGGAAGCUAUCCGCAAGCCUGGGGAGCCCAGCGGGAGUUCCCUCCGGGCUCCCUAGGCUUGCAGAUGGCAGCCUGCAGCCCGAAACCCGGGAGCGCUCCGCAGCGCACCCCGGGCUUUGGGCAGAUGUCUGCAAGCCUUGGGAGUUCCUGCAGAACUCCCAAGGCUUGCGGAUAGCAGCCUGUUCUGGGGUCGGGGGAAGCUCAGGCUUCCCCUGCCCCAGCCCCGCACCUGGGGGGGAAAUAAUUUUUUUUCUUUAUUUCCUCCCCCCAAAAACUAGAUGCGCCCUAUGGGCCGGUGCGCCCUAUAGGGCGAAAAAUACGGUAGUUGAUGGUUGCUUGAAAGUCCCCAAAAGCCCAGCCAUGCCAUAAUCCUGAAAUGCCCAAAUGCGUUGUCAGAAAUAGCAGAUAAACAGUUGUCUCGACAGCUUCUGUGUGCAUGAGUUCAUCUAUUUAGCAAAUAGUGUAAGUGGGACUACAGCUGUUGUCAGGAUAAGGGUGUCUGGUCCAAUUAAAGACCCUCCUGGUAGUAGUGCAACCUCCCAUUGCUCUUACCAGAUACUGGGAACAAACUGCUAGCUCUCUGGGAAAUCUCAGAGAUUUGUGCAUCUCUAAGCAAGGGUCUCUAUGUCUGAGGCUUCUGUUAGAAUUCCUGAUCUAUGAUUGCAGUCAUGGGAUUUUUGUCUUAUCACAUGAUGGUGUUUGUUUUGACUCCACAGAGUGGGAUGUGAUGGAGACAGGAUGUUUGUGUUACUGUGUUCCGUGAAGUGGGACUAUUGUCCUUUGUUCUUUUUCUCUUUGCUGUCUGAUGCUAGAGGGAGAGGGAGCCAUGUUGCAGUGCUCCAUGUGUGUUUAUAUAUAUAAAUAAAUAGAUUAGCCAAAAUGCUGAGUUGCUGAGGUCUGUUACGCAAACUGCGAGCACUCUGCUAAUCCCUAAGUGUGCCAAUGUCUGUUGGCCUCGGUCGCUGUGAUGUUUAGGCAGAAGAAAGCUUUUGAAGCUCCCGAAUGAAAGACCAGGAGAGAGAGAACAUGCCAGUCGGGCAUGUGUCUCUGCCAGGGUCCUACUCGAGUGUAGGCUGAACUCCUGACAGCUUCAUCAGCUAGCACAAAAUGAAAAAAAACUUCUCUCUCAGCCUACUCAGUGGCCAAAAGUCUUUGGCACUGGACUCAGAAAUUGGACCUCCUUCUCAAGAACUUAUGCCAGUGCUUUUAAAGCAACGUGGAUCCUAAGACCCAGUGGGAUAUAAACUGACUAACAGCAUAAAUCAACAGUUUAAGAGUAUUGGGAGUACAGAAUGUGAAAAUAAGAAAGGACUAUCUUAUCCUUGCCAGAUGCUCAUGAGCCUAGACUACCCUGCUUUUCCAGCAAAAGCUGGUUCAUGCGCCUUCAAUGUUAAAAAAAAUAAAAAAUAAGGCUAAAGUGGAACAAGAGGGAUAGGACAUAGGAGAAAAGAAGAGGGAGAUGCUGGGAGCAUGAGGUAGAUGCUAUCUUAGACCCUUAUUCUCAUACAAGAAGAAGAAGAAGAAGAAGAAGAAGAAGAAGAAGAAGAAGAAGAAGAAGAAGAAGAAGAAAUAUUAAAAUAAAUAAAAUUAACUUCUGGUUAUUCUCAUUGUACUAUUUCUCAUUUGUUAUUUUACACGCAGUGCCUUAUUAUUAUUUUUGCUUUCCCAGUUCUUGUCAAGAGUACUUUAUUAUUUAUCACCUUAAUUUUGCAAGAAUCAUUCAAGGUCUGCCAGGAGAUUUUUUUUUUGUUACACUAAUUUUUCAGAUAGUCUUUAAAUAUUCUCCAUUCUUUAUGUACCUUCUGCAUUCUUCUACUUUUUCUAAUUGCAAAGCCUUUGAUCAGAUUCUCAAAACUAACCUUACGUAACGCAUCUGCUUUUAUGCUUAGUCAAGGUAAGGCACCCAGAUUCCAGCCUGCCUUGUUGCAUCAUUGUUCUGUUGGGAUUUUUAAUAUACUUCAACUGAGAAAAUGAAUGCUCAGCUGAGCAAUUUACGUGGUGCCCCCUCCUUCCCCGGAUGCCCUAAGCACACGCUUAUUUUGCUUAAUGGUUAAUCCAGCCCUGACACUAAUUACAUUGUGGAUGGAUGGAUGGAUGGAUGGAUGGAUGGAUGGAUGGAUGGGAUGCUGCUAGGCCUGAGAUAAGGACUCUAAGAUAGUCAGGCUUCAAUUUCCUUAAAUGAGGGAGUAACAUUCCCAGGGGCUCAGCUCACCCUCCCAGACCACCCAACCCUCCAGGUACUCAAUCAGCUAAACACAAGACAUGGAUAGCAUCUCUUCACAUGAGCCUCCACUUGUCUAAUCCUGACACCUGUCUGUGGUUUUGAGGAAGGGUCAGGGCAGCUCUGAAAACGAGCCCCCUGUCCUGUAUAUUCCUCCCCCGCAAAAGGGAAACAGCCAAUCUCAGACAAAUUAAGAGGGUUCAUUCUAACUCUCCAAAGAACAGAACAUUCCGUCCUUCCGCACGCCUGCACAUUGUUUUCUUUACAUUCUCUUUACACUCUGUUUCCUUUCACUUUUUCUUUCCCAGAACUACAUCAUCUGCAAACACAAGAGAAGGGCUGAGUCCGCACUGCAGCAGACCCCACCUGAUUCCAAGAGAGCGAGCAGGACUGUCAAGACCCUCGGAAGUAGUAUGCAACUCUACAGCAAGCGGAACCCUUUCAGGACGCUCUCGGAGGUAGAAUUCCUGGCUCCCUUUUGCUUUCAGAUGUCUAGGUUUGCAAGCAUAAAUACGCUUGAACAGGGUAGAGCUAGAGUGUCCAACAUGGGAGUUGUAGUUACCUGGAAGGCACCACGUUGGCUACCCUUGGGGUAGAGCAGGGUUUGCCAAACGUGGGUCUCCGGCUGUCGUUGGACUACAACUCCCAUCAUCCCUGACCACUGGUCCUGCUAGCUAGGGAUGAUGGGAGUUGUAGUCCAACAACAGCCAGAGACCCAAGAUUGGGAAACCCUGGUGCAGAGAGAAUGGAAGAAGUCUCUCUCUCUCUCUCUCUCUCUCUCUCUCUCUCUCUCUCUCUGUCUCUCUCUCUCUCAUGACUCUAGGGCUUGCCCAAGGGCAGCUGCAUCAAGGCCUAUUAGCCAUGACAGCUAAUGUUCAGAAGCAGCCUGCCUUUGACUGCUGGGGAGGGUGCAGGGGGUUGCGAAGUGCCAGGAAGCAGGGCUGUCUUCCUACUCGUCGUAUGGACUUCUUGGAAGCAGUUGAACUGGGAUGUUGCCAAGUCAAGCAGAGUUCUGCAUCUGUUAAAGAGAAACAAGGAACACAGGAGGUGGCAGAGGGCAGGUGACUCAAUAUUCUAAGUGAGGGUUGCUUUCAUUGCUUUAGGGAAAGGCAGCCUGUUCCUAGUCUCAGGGCUGUUGUCUCUGCAGGGGAAGGAGGACUUGGAGCCUGCAUUGGCUUUUUGGACACAGAGGUGGGGAUGAACAGUAGGAGAAGACUUUUGUCCUCAUGUCACACUUGUGGGUUUCCCAGAGGCAUGUGGAAAAGAGGGUGGUGGACUGGCCUUAUGCCAAUAAUAAUAAUAAUAAAUUUAUUAUUUAUACCCCGCCCAUCUGGCUGGGUUUCCCCAGCCACUCUGGGCAGCUUCCAACAAAAUAUUAAAAUACAAUAGUCUGUUAAACAUUAAAAGCUACCCUUUAAAGGAACCUAAGAAGAGUGGGUGGCACUGAGGUCUAAACCACAGAGCCUAGGGCUUGCCAAUCGGAAGGUCGGCAGUUCGAAUCCCCACGACGGGGUGAGCUCCCGUUGCUUGGUCCCUGCUCCUGCCAACCUAGCAGUUCAAAAGCACGUCAAAGUGCAAGUAGAUAAAUAGGUACCGCUCUGGCGGGAAGGUAAACGGCAUUUCCGUGCGCUUAGAAGCGGCUUAGUCAUGCUGGCCACAUGACCCGGAAAAACUGUCUGUGGACAAACGUCGGUUCCCUUGGCCUACAAAGUGAGAUGAGCGCCGCAACCCCAGAGUUGUCUGCGACUGGACUUACCAUAUUUUUUGCUCUAUAAGACUCACUUUUUCCCUCCUAAAAAGUAAGGGGAAAUGUGUGUGCGUCUUAUGGAGCGAAUGCAGGCUGCGCAGCUAUCCCAGAAGCCAGAACAGCAAGAAGGAUCGCUGCUUUCACUGCACAGCGAUCCUUCUUGCUGUUCUGGCUUCUGAGAUUCAGAAUUUUUUCCCCUUUGUUUUCCUCCUCCAAAAACUAGGUGCGUCUUGUGGUCUGGUGCGUCUUAUAGAGCGAAAAAUACAGUAACUGUCAGGGGUCCUUUACCUUUUUUCAGAAGAGACGGGUGGGUCAGGCCAGUGGCCCAUCUAAUCCUGCAUCCCAUUCUCACAGUGGCCAACCAGUGCUAGGGAGAAAACCCCUCAAAGCAGGACCUGACCACGAGGAUACUAGCAAAAUGUUAGAAAUCUCACCCAAUGGCAGAAACCUUUGCCAAGGACAGUUACUGGGAAAGGAACACGGUUGCUGCAUCCAGCUCACUUGCGCUCUCUCCCUUUGUCUUCUAGUGGGUGGUGCUCUAUAUCCUGCUCUUGGGGGCCCCGUGUUCCGGCAGCUACCCCACCUACAGCAGGCGAGAUCGCCGGACCAAUGAGGUGUUUGUGUGCAAGCAGUGCCCGCCGGGGACGUACGUGGCUGAAGAGUGCACCAAUGAUAAGGACACCGUUUGCCAGCCCUGCCCCGCUCUCCACUACACGCAAUACUGGAACUACCUCAAGAAGUGCCUGUACUGCAACGUCUUCUGCAACAGCCUGGAAGAAGAGGUGUGGCCGUGCAACGGCACACACAACCGGGCGUGCCAGUGCAAGGCGGGCUACCACUCGGAUUUGGAUUUCUGCAUAAAGCACUCCAGCUGCCCUUUGGGAACCGGAGUUGCUCAGCUUGGUACGUAUUGCAAGCGGCACCCUCACUCUCGAUCCCAGCAGGCGCCGCUCUACUGGGGACAGCCCUUGGUUUGGGCUGACUGUCCCUGGUAAAUCACAGAGGUUAGAAUCAUAGAAUUGUUGAGUUGGAAGGGGCUCACCAGGAUCAUCUAGUCCAGGCAUAGGCAAACUCGGCCCUCCAGAUGUUUUGGGACUACAAUUCCCAUCAUCCCUGACCGCUGGUCCUGUUGGCUAGGGAUCAUGGGAGUUGUAGUCCAGAAACAUUUGGAGGGCCGAGUUUGCCUAUGCCUGAUCUAGUCCAACCCCCUGCAAUGCAGGAAACUCAACUAAAGCAUCCCUGACAGAUGGCCAUCCAACCUCUGCUUAAAAGCAUCCACUCAAGGAGAGUCCACCUUCUUCCUGAUGCUUAGUCGGAAUCUCCUUUCUUGUCAUUUGAAACCACUGCUUAGAGUCCUACCCUCCAGAGCAGGGGAAAACAAGCUUGCUCCCUCUUCCAUGUGACAGACAUCUGACAUCCCUCUUCAGACAUCUGAAGAUGACUACCAUAUCUCCUCUCAGUCUGCUCUUUUCCAAGCUAAACUUACCCAGCUCCUUCAACAGUUCCUCAUAAGGCCUGGUUUCCAGACCCUUGAUCAUCCUUCUUGCCCUCCUCUGCACACAUUCCAGCUUGUCAAUACCUUUCAUAUACAGUGGUACCUCGGGUUACAGACACUUCAGGUUACAGACUCCGCUAACCCAGAAGUAGUACCUCAGGUUAAGAACUUUGCUUCAGGAUGAGAACAGAAAUUGUGCUCCGGCGGUGCAGCAGCAGUGGGAGGCCCCAUUAGCUAAAGUGGUACUUCAGGUUAAGAACAGUUUCAGGUUAAGAACGGACCUCCAGAACGAAUUAAGUUCUUAACCCGAGGCACCACUGUAUUGUGGCACCCAGAUGUCUGGGAAUCCAGCGCUGGGCUGCUAUGAAGAACGGGCUUCUUCUGAGACAUGAACGCUGUGAAAUCUCUCUCCAUUCAAAGCUUCCAAUUUUAAUAUGUGUAAAUAAAUCAUAUUUACAUAUAUAUAAAACUUGGUACUCCAUGAACAGUGGGGAAUUCUGGCAAGGCUCUGCAAAAUAGACAGUUGCCAUCAGGGCUUUGCAUGGGUUUGAAACGAGGUGUGUGCCACCUGUUUAGGGAAGCUUUUAAUGUUUGAUGCAUUACUGUAUUUUAGUAUUUUGUUGGAAGCUGCCCAGAGUGUCUGGGAAAGCCCAUCCAGAUGGGUGGGGUAUAAAUAAUAAAUAUUUGUUAUUUGUUAUUUAUUAUUUAUGGAGGUGCAGAAGCAAGCAUACUGGUCAGAAAUUCUCCCUGCAUUGCAACAUCAGUCUGGCAGCCCUUAUUCAUUUGCCUUCCUCUCGCCAGUGCCUCUAGCAAACAUCUAUGUUUUCUGGAGUACAGUUCUGGUCAUAGACCACAUGGCUCAAGUCCUCUGUUCUGCCCAAUGGGAGAUGGUAUCAAGUCACAAGUCUGGAUGAGGCCUUUGUCUCUGCCUUGGACUGGGGGUGCUCAAUGGGUGGACUCAGUUCAGAGAAGUUUUGUGGUUCAGUGGUGUUUUGCUGAGAUUCUUUUCUAUAUGUUCUGUAAUAAACUGGAUUUUGGACUUUGAACAAGUUAUAUUAUUCACAUACUUUGUGGCAACCUAUACCUGACUUAGAAUUCUGCCUUUUACUGAAUCAGGCUAGCGUAGUGGAUUUUCUUCAAUUAACUCCUCCAGUUGUGAAGUUUAAGACCACUUUUGUUUUGGUCGGAACAACUGCGGCCACUGGGGAACACACAAAAGUGAAGUCCAUAAGUUACACGGGUUCACCUUAGCUUUACGUGUAGAAAUGGUGGGAGGAAAUGAAACCUUGUGGACCCACGUGUGUGGUUUGAUCUUUUUGCAGUCCACGGGACUCUCAAGAGUCUCCUCCAGCACCAUAAUUCAAAAGCAUCAAUUCUUUCGCAAUCAGCCUUCUUUAUGGUCCAGCUCUCACUUCCAUACAUCUGGGAAAACCAUAGCUUUAACUAUAUGGACCUUUGUUGGCAAGGUGAUGUCUCUGCUUUUUAAGAUGCUGUCUAGGUUUGUCAUUGCUUUUCUCCCAAGAAGCAGGCGUCUUUUAAUUUCGUGACUGCUGUCACCAUCUGCAAUGAUCAUAUUCUGCAAAUAAUAGAUAUACUGAUAAUAUGCUAUACUACACUGAAAUGUUUAAAUGUUUGAUUGUCCUUGAAUUUUCCCAAUACACUUGCCAUCCUCUCCUGCCACACCCUUAGAGAACCCCAGUACCAAGUGGUCCUACAAGACCCUCAGCAAUUUUUUAAGUGCUACAUGGGGGGGGGGUAAGACACUUGGGAACCGCAGUUCUUAGACAAUGCCCAGCUCCAUUCGGAAUUUGCAUGCAGUGCUUGCUCACAGCUUCUUCUUCUUUUGCCAUGGCUGUAUCUUACAGGCAACCCGCAGGAGGACACUACAUGUAUCCCGUGUCCUCAGGGGACCUUUUCCGACUCUGUUUCCAGCACUGAGGUGUGCCAACCUCACCGGGACUGUUCUAAGCAAGGCCUGGCGGUCAACGUCCCUGGGAACCAGUUCCAUGACACCUUCUGCACCGUUUGCAAGAUGAGCAAAGCCAACAGCACCAAGGACAAAGCAGACGAAGGACCAGGUGAGAAGCUGCUUGGAGGCACAGGUACCCCCCCUGCCCAUUUCAAAUGGACAUCAAGCACUUGUGACUUACCUUCAGCAAAAUCCUGGGCCCUGUAAUUUAGGAGUUCUUUUGUGCCCUUUCCAGAACUCCCACUCUUGCCGGCUUAUGGUCCGUCCACCCCAUGCUUUUAGAGCACUCUUAUUCCACUUAAAUAAUCAUUGAGAAUCCUGGGAAUCGUAGUUUGCUAAGGGUGCUGAGAACUGUAGCUCUGUGAAGUCAGCACCCUUAACGAACUGCAGUUCCCAGAAUGCUCCAUGACUGCUGUAACGUAUGGUGUGUGGCAGCCCCGUUCUGGGUCUGCUGUAGUUUCUGAGUCAUGCGCAUAGAGCACAUUGCAGCAUAGCUGUCAACCUUCCCUUUUUUGCGGGAAAUUCCCUUAUUCCAGCACCAUUUCCCGCUGCUUCCCUGGAUUGUUAGAUAUCCCAAAGACUGUCCCCAGGACAGGUGAAGCUGCUGAUCCCUUAUUUCCGAGGCUGCUGAUCCCUUAUUUUCAAAUCUGAAAGUUGACAGCUAUGUAUUGCAGUAGUCAUGGCAAGUUUCAUACGCAACACUUUAAAGCUGGGCCAGAGAGCCUGGGAAUUUCAAAAACAUCACUCUAAUGCUGCUCUGUUGAGUUGCCAGUGGAUUCUAUUUUCUGCCCUUGUAACCUACUCCACAAAUCCCUUUUUGGAUUGAAGCAUGGCUUAUCAGGUGCCUAAAAACAACAUGUAGAAGUCUACUGAAUAGUAAAAGGUAAAGGGACCCCUGACCAUUAGGUCCAGUCGUGCCCGACUCUGGGGUUGCAGCGCUCAUCUCGCUUUCUUGGCUGAGGGAGCUGGCGUACAGCUUCGGGGUCAUGUGGCCAGCAUGACUAAGCCGCUUCUGGCGAACCAGAGCAGCGCACGGAAACGCCAUUUACCUUCCUGCUGGAGCAGUACCUAUUUAUCUACUUGCACUUUGACGUGCUUUUGAACUGCUAGGUUGGCAGGAGCUGGGACUGAACAACGGGAGCUCACCCCAUCGCGGGGAUUUGAACCGCCGACCUUCUGAUCGGCAACUCCUAGGCUCUGUGGUUUAGACCACAGCGCCACCCACCCACUGUAAUAUGAGCCUGGCACUAGAGGCCUUAUUCACACCACCUAAUACCAAGACCUGUUUCGUUCCCCGCCCUGCCUUCUCCAGGAAUCGGGAGUGAUUGUCAAGACGCCAUAAUAGACUUUGUGCCUUACCAAGUCGGGUCGCAGAGACGGCUGGAGAGACUGCUUCACAGAAUCAACGGAAGUGCACCUGCCGCAGGUUGUGAUGAGAAGAGCCCAUUAGUGCUCCAGGUGGAACUCCAUGCCUUCCUCAUCCAGCUCAAGGACACUCUGGGGAGACAGGUCGUGGUGCAGAAGCUCUGGAAAGCCCUGGAUCACAUGAAAUUGCAGAAUAUACAAAAGAAGAUCCAAAAGCAUUUCUUGAGCUCAUGAGAUUGGACGUGGGUUCAAGUUAUAAAAAGGAUAUGCACAAGCGCCUCUGAGAAAAAUAACCAGUACCAUUUUGGUCUGCGACUGGGACUUUAUCUAAGAGGACAUUGUCUUCCCUUGGGCUUUGUUUAUUAAAAAAAUUUCCCCUCUUUGAAAAGAAGCAAAAAUUAAUGGACACAAUUUUUAACGAGUCUGAUUUUCCCUCAAGCAGGGAAAAUGUAUUCCCUUAUGUAUUCCUGCAAUGUAUUCCCUGAUGAAAUUGUGCACCCUGGGGGUCCUGAACUUCCAAGGAAUUUGUUUUUUAAAAGCAUUUAACUCAGUAUUAGGGGUUUUUUUUAAAAAAAAAUGUGCUACUUAUUCUCCCCUGCCACCCAAAUAGAACACGCAAAACGAGCAUAAAUAUAUCAAUAAUAACUGAUUUAUCCUUUCAACAAUCCUAUCACUGCAGCCCAUUUGUUCCAGGGGAAGAGUUGGUUUAUGUUGGAUUGGUUACACUUGCAUAUAUUUUUUUAUAUUUUAAUUUAUCUUACCAUUCAUAACUCUGGCUUUCUUAGUUGUUAGCGUUUUUAUACUGCCCCAACAAACAAGAGGUUGGUGACCAGACAGGAUUAUCAAGAGGCUAAAUCUGUCUGGAAGGCCAGUGCGUGCAUUUAAGUUUCUAAAAUAUACAAGCCUAAUAUUGCCAGAUAUAUCAACAGCAUGUUCCACAUGAAUGAAACAUGGGGAAGGGAGAAACAAGGAACAGUCUAUGCAGACAAACUUUCACCAGUCAAAAUUAGCUGAAAGCGUUACCCUGGCAUAGGGCCCAGGAAUUGUUCCCACCCAGGGUAAGAGCCCAAAGCGCUGGGCGCUGGUUCUUCAAACAACAGCUGAGAUUCUCAGGAAGUUCAACAUGACCUCGGGAUGAGAGUAGAUCCAACAUAUUUUAAAAUCCAGCAUCGUUUUCCGAUGCUUUAUUCCAUUUGCUGGAAACCACAGGCGGGGAGAGGGCUCUUGUGUUCGAAUCCGGCUUGUGGAUCUGGGGUGGGGGCACUGUGAGAGUAGAAUGUUGGACUAGAUGGGUCACUGAUCCAGCAGAUCCUCUUUUUAAUACUCUUAACACCAUAAUUUUAAUUUUUUUUUUUUUUAAAUCCAUUGUAAUUUCAUUUCAAGUGAUCGAAAAGUCUCUGGAGGCCUGGGUCCAGAUUGACAGCCAGUGUGGCCUAGCGUUUAGAGUGCCAGACUAAGAUCUGGGUUCGAAUCUCCACUCUGCCAUUAAGCUCACUGAGUGACCUUCGACCAGUCCCUUUCUCUCCGCCUAACCUACUUCACAGGGUUGUCGUGAAGAUAAGAAGGGGAGGCGAGAACCAUGUAUGCCACCUUGAGCUCCUUGGUAUAUAAAGGUGAUAAAUGCAUGAAUGGAUUGUGGAGGUAAGGACCCCCUUAAAUGGUCCUGGGUUGGUGUUUCCAGGUCCAGCCUGCCCCAAGUAGUGGCUCUUGGAUCUGAAUGCUUGCCUUGUGUCACACCAAUCUGUUAGCUGUAAGCAAUAAAAGUUGUGGGCAUUUUUAUCCCAUCUCUCAUGUGGUUCGAUUCUUGCUUUUCUGCUCUGCUCCAUUGCGGAGCCUCAGUGGAUUAAACGUGUCAGGGAACUGACAUCGGAGCGAGAGGCGAAGGGGAGGCCCCUAGAUGAUGCUGGAGAAGGACCCAGCAGCAGGGGGAGAAAUAGCUCAGUUGAGGGGGAAGCAUUUAAGCGCAACACCAGGGAUAAAGGUGGGCAGAUGGGGGAAUCGGAGAGAGGGCUCCAGGACUCUUCACUGGAACUCAGUGAGGAGGGGACAGGUCCUCCGCUACCCACGCCCUCCCUGCGCAGAAGACUCCCACGCAGUGAGAGGAGGAGGAGACUGGGUGUCAAACAACUUUUAUGUUGGAAGAGGUUCAAGAAACGCCCACUGACGGAUUCUGCCAGUGACUGAGGCAGUCACAAUUAGAAAGGGCUGUGCAAUCAGAAAGGUUUAACAAGGCAAUUUAGCCUAGAGAGGCACCAGUUUACGCACGAGUAACUCAUACUCAUCACAAAACGUGACCGGCAAAAGUAGCAUAUUGAGCCAAGCGCUUUGCAAAAGUAGAAUGGUGAUUUCCACGUGGCAUUGUUUGGAAUUUACUGCAAGAAUGCCUCUCUGGUUGUGGAAAUUCUAAGGUUUUCUUAGCACAUGGGUUGGUAAGGCAAGUUAAGAGAAGGAAACAGGAACUUCCCUUGAGAGUAAAGUUUGCUGUCUUGGAUAAUAAUUACAGUAUUAUUGAUUUAUUAAUUCCUCCUAGAUAAAGGUCUCAACACAAUGUAUGACAGAGACAAUUCAAAACGUAAAAGGGCUAAUACAUUUAAAACAAAACUAAAAUCCUAAGAAGUGGACACUUGUCACAAUGACCCACUUCACCAGCUGGGAAAGCCCGCUGGAGCAAAAAUGCCUCCUGUUGUUUCUGGAAAAUGCAGAUAGUGGACUCCUGUCGUAUCCCAGCAUAACAAGGGCAGCCACACAAAUGCAAUCUCCAUUGUUUAUAAACCACAGGACACAGAAUGAAUUGUGUGCAUUUCCUCCUUUUGACUAGUGCAGGAGAUUCCAGAUAGACUGGAAUCUCAGAUUGUUAAAAGUCUCGGUGAUCCUGGCGAUUGUUUGAUGAUUUUCAACUCAAUUGAGAUGAAAAAUAUGAUAUUAAGAACAAGUUACCAAAAAAAAUUAAUAAUUGAAAACAGAACAAUUAUUAUAUACAAAGAAAUACCAAUUAGACUUUUGCGUAAAAGACAAGGAUACCGACAAAUAGUAAGUGUCUUACAGAGAAACAAUAUACAAUAUAGAUGGGAGUUCCCUGAAGGAAUUACCUUCUAUUAUAAAGAUAAAAGAUUCAGACUGAUAGAUACACAAGAAGCAGAAAUUUUUUUGAGAAGAUAUGAGAAGGAGCUUGGAAAAGGGGAAGAAAGGUACGGAGGAGGAGGGAGAUAUACAGAAAGGAGGAAGGAAAAGAAGGUAAAAAACACAGAGAAGCAAAAGAGAGAG
Podarcis lilfordi (Lilford's wall lizard) is the source of this 15148-nucleotide messenger RNA. NCBI's taxonomy places the organism in Eukaryota, Metazoa, Chordata, Lepidosauria, Squamata, Lacertidae. The record is from the annotation of a GenBank genome assembly.